Penicillium brasilianum is the source of this 1020-nucleotide messenger RNA. The record is from the annotation of a GenBank genome assembly. Lineage: Eukaryota; Fungi; Ascomycota; Eurotiomycetes; Eurotiales; Aspergillaceae.
AUGUCUAUGGCGGACCUCAAGCAUUUCAUCACCAAGUCGAUGGUUGAGACGAGCAAGCUAGAUGCGUGCUUCGACAUAUUCCUUGUUGAAGUCAGAGAAAUUCGUGGUGUAGCCCUCCAUGAAGUCCUAAAUUUCUCAGAGUACAGGGGCAAGAACGCCGGGAAACUCCGGAAAGCUGCGGGUACACUGCGAAAGAAUAUCGAUAGUCUCCUUCCGGGGUUCCUGAAUCUUCCCGCUGGAUCCAAUAUUCUCGAGGAUGAGAAGUUAAAGCAAAAACUUCAUGAUCGCGUAUACCGCCUGGCGAGUGGAAACAGAUAUCUGAGCAAUUCCGAAUUUGGAAAGCAGUCUUACUACGCUUCACAGAAGAGCAUUCUGGAUACCCUUGUGUCUAGAUGCUCUCGCCAGUCAUUGCACGGAGGAGAUAAGUCAGAGCCAGUUUCAUUGAGCCAAAUCGCAUUUGAGAAAUCCUGCCAAGAGCUGGGACAACUCAUCUCAGGCGAAAAAGCCUCUGCAACCUUUGCCUGUGGCGGUGCAGUCUCCAUCGGCGACAACUUACCUCCAGGAACCCACGACGUUUCACCACCAGUUCGUAUCUCCUGGACAGCCAAGGAUGGUUCAUGCCUGCACCAAGUAAUGCUUGCAAUAACUGGCGGUAGUCCUGUUGGCACCGAAAGACUUACUCAACUUGUUUUCGACUGUGAGGUCGCAAGCUUUGGUAAAGGAGAGAAAAACAUUGUGGAUCUCACAUAUCGUAACGCUGGCAAAAUUGAUCCUUCUCAAUUCUUGAACAGCUUCCAUCCCGCAGAUUUCAAGAUACUUGAUGAUGUUGAGCAGCUUCUGGUACCCAGCUUCAACUGUCUGAGAGAAAGUCAACUUCCAUUUCGACGUCUGAAAGCCGAGCUUUAUAAGCUCAACGGCCAGACGGCCACUUUCAGAAACAUGUCGACACCUCUCGAUCCAAAACGCAGAUUGGGUCUCUCGUUGUUUGCCUACCGUCUGCAUUCAAAGGUGGAAGACUAA